Molecule: messenger RNA, 1436 nt
Organism: Tachysurus vachellii
Lineage: Eukaryota; Metazoa; Chordata; Actinopteri; Siluriformes; Bagridae
Gene: cldn10l2
Product: claudin 10-like 2
Exons: 5
Coding region: 144-938 (264 amino acids)
Biological process (GO): bicellular tight junction assembly; cell adhesion
Cellular component (GO): bicellular tight junction; plasma membrane
Molecular function (GO): structural molecule activity
Source: RefSeq, a predicted model, not a curated record
ACACACACACACACACACACGCACACACGCACACACACACACGCACACAAUCAAGCCGAAUCUUCUCAUGUUUAAACCUGUUACUCUACACAGUACUAGACAUACUUUUAAAAAAAAGGAUCAGAACCUUGAAGAAGACAACAAUGAAUAGGAUGGUUAUAGAAGUGCUUGGCUUCGUGAUAUCUAGUCUUGGUUGGGGUUUGGUGUCCUGCACAGUGGGAAUGGAUUAUUGGAGAGUUAGCUACAUAGGUGGUCAAGGAGGCUCAUGGAUCAUUAAAGCUGCAUGGUACUGGUCGACACUUUGGAGAGACUGCUAUAUAGACUCCAGCGAUGUGGCCAACUGCAGGAAUUUGGACAUCAUGUGGGUUGUGAGGCCUGGAAAUACUUCAGAACAGGGAGCAAUACGAGCUGUACGGGCAUUGUUGCUUAUUGGCAUGUUUCUGGGAUUAUUCGCCGCCAUAUUCUGCUUCUUUGGGAUGAACUGUACAUAUAUUGGUGGACGGGAGAAAACCAAGCGCAAAAUAUUACUACUAGGAACUGUUCUACAUUUUACUGGAGGUGUGUCUUGCCUUGCUGCUUAUUGCUUAUUCACAGGUAGACUGGGCACUACAACUUUUUCACGCAUGCCUGAUAGACGCCUCCUAAGGUAUUAUAUAGGUGUGCCAGUAUUCUUUGGUUUGGUGGGCAGUGCUGGCAUACUUCUGGGCUCUGCUCUGUAUGCUGUGACUCUCUAUAGUGUGCUUAUAUCAAAUAGAGAAAUGGACAUUUCUGCUUCAAGAAAAUACACUGUUCCUAAGACAUACAAGAGACAGAAGAAAGGUCAAACAUUAUACAUCAUAGAUGAUGCAGCAUCAACUCAAUCUGGGUUCUCCAGCGAACUGAGUAACCAAGCAUCAAGAAGUUCUAUCAUUCUGGCUGACAGAGAUUCAUUUGUUUGAAUUUGAAGUGUCUAUGACUCCAACAUCCUAAAUAAUGUACAGUAUGCUAACAUUGGAAGCAGAAAGUUAUAAGCAAUGUUUUCUGUUUAUACCUAAAUCAUUCUUGUAUAAAAGUCUACACACCCCUGGUAAUAUAUCAGGAUUUAAAGCACACCUAAAUUUUUUUUUGGGAACAGACUGUGAUAAAUCUGGGGUGUUAUAAAGAAGGAAGUUUAGAAUAAAAUUUCAAAAAUGAAAAUAAUAUUUUAGAAUGAAUGUGCAGACAUCUGGUAAUAUGUAGUUUUCUAGACUCUUGGCUAAAAUAGUCGAGUACUGUGAUGCAAGCAAAACUUAUAAAAAGUAUUAAUUAAAAGGUGAAAGAUUUUUUUUCUGUUGAAUAUCAUCUGUUAAAUUUUCUUGCUUUCACACAGUCUUGCGUACUGGUGUGUGUUGCAUUUCGAUUUCAUUUUUAAUGUAUACAAGCUAUGUAAAUGAAUAAAAACUACACCAGGUUACCUA